AUGAGCAAUCUCAGUAACGUUCAACGAAAAAUUAGUAGCGGCUCGGGAGAAACGUUACCUGAACAGAUUUCACGAAGAGGAAGUAAGCGAGAACUUGAAGACGACCUAGACGAUGAUUCUGGUGACGACGAGAAUAAGGCGGAGAAAAGAGCUGGACGUCGUAAGAUAAAAAUCGAAUACAUUGAUGAUAAAAGCAGGCGUCAUAUUACUUUUAGUAAACGAAAGGCUGGUAUAAUGAAAAAGGCGUAUGAACUUAGUACCUUGACAGGCACGCAAGUUCUUCUUCUUGUCGUAUCCGAAACUGGUCUCGUUUAUACUUUUACGACCCCGAAACUUCAACCUCUUGUCACAAAACCCGAGGGUAAAAAUUUAAUCCAAGCUUGUCUGAACGCACCUGAUGGACCGACAACUCAGGAAACAACCGCGCAACCGCGUGCGCCUCAAAGUACCACAAGCUAUGGGGGUGAUAAUACGGCUACGGACGGAAAUAGCGAUAACGUUUAUGAAUCCGAUCGGAAGCAGCAUCAAGCUUCUAAUAACGGACAAAUACCACCCGCACAACCCUAUGCUAUAGGAUUAAAUCCAUAUGCAAAUCAAUAUGGUGGUAUCCCAAGCAGUAUGGCAAUGGGUGCCGGGGGUCUCGCCGCUCAGUCUUACAUGUCUCCAGCGGCUCAAUAUUCUCAAUACAGUCAACAACAACAGCAUUUGAACCAAUAUGCUGCCGCUCAAAAUUCUCCUUAUAUGCAAAGUCCUAAUGCAGGUUAUUGGAAUCAGUCUAAUACUGGAGGGAAUGGGGCAUCAAAAGUUCAACAAUUUUCACCUCAAUCUACCGAGAAGAAAUGA
This is a messenger RNA of Funneliformis mosseae, 843 nucleotides long. The record is from the annotation of a GenBank genome assembly. Lineage: Eukaryota; Fungi; Glomeromycota; Glomeromycetes; Glomerales; Glomeraceae.